Molecule: messenger RNA, 1047 nt
Organism: Exophiala bonariae
Lineage: Eukaryota; Fungi; Ascomycota; Eurotiomycetes; Chaetothyriales; Herpotrichiellaceae
Exons: 1
Coding region: 1-1047 (348 amino acids)
Molecular function (GO): oxidoreductase activity, acting on the CH-OH group of donors, NAD or NADP as acceptor
Source: RefSeq, a predicted model, not a curated record
AUGUCAAAGCCACUUGUCUUGGUAACAGGUGCGACAGGGCAUGUUGGCUUCGCCGUGCUGGCACUGCUCCUCAAAAGUGGCUAUCAAGCACGGGUUGCCAGCCGAAAAUUAGCAACUCUUGAGAAACUAAAGGAACUUCCCUCGAUCAAGCCCUACGCUGACUCCGUGUCCUAUAUCGAGGUUGCCGACUUUGUGGCCGAGCAUGCUUUCGAUGAAGCAGUGAAAGGUGUCGACUAUGUGAUUCACCUUGCGUCACCAAUCCCUGAUCCAUCCCAAGCUGGUGGGGCUGUCGAUGUUCGGAAGGAUUAUAUCGAACCAGCUGUGCAAGGUAACCUGGGUCUGCUCAGAGCUGCGGCAGCGUCACCUUCCAUCAAACGCAUUGUCAUCACCUCUUCCGGGGUCAUCUUAAACACCAGUCCAGUAGCACCUUCCUCCACAAUUGGCCCAGAUGAAGCUGCGCCAAUCCUUGAAAUAUCCGAGUACGAGAACUCUGGCAACCCAGGCAUUGCGUAUGUCGAGUCAAAGAAACGAGCAAUAGCAGCAGUCGAUGAGUUCGUGGCUCAAAACAAGCCACACUACGAAAUCGUUCACAUCCUCCCGACAUUGGUGAUUGGGCGCAAUGAAACGGUGUCAAGCGUCAAGGAACUUCGCGAGCGAGUCAGUUCCAACACCCCUCUGGUCAACUACGUCCUUGGCGCAAAGAGCGAACGCCCUGUCCCGGAAACCUGGGUGCUCCUAGACGAUGUAGCAGCCGUUCACGUGAACGCACUGUCGGCCAAGAACGUGAGCAAUGGCGAGCGAUUCCUCGCCACAUUUUUUGAUGACGUCCAAUUCAGCACACUUGAUCCUGUUGUGAAGAAACUCUUCCCAAAAGAAGUUGAGAGUGGUUUGCUGCCCUUGGGAGGGUCUCAAGCUGGGUGGUAUGCACCAUUUGAUGCAUCCAAGACGACAGAGAAAUUGGGUGUCAAAUUCCAUGGCGUGGAGGAUAUGGUGAACAGCCUCAUCGGGCAAUUGGUUGAACUGCAGCAUGCGGAGGCGAAGAAUUAA